Lolium rigidum is the source of this 3686-nucleotide messenger RNA. Its product is annotated as ABC transporter G family member 36-like. The record is from RefSeq and is a predicted model, not a curated record. Gene Ontology annotation, molecular function: ABC-type transporter activity; ATP binding; ATP hydrolysis activity. NCBI's taxonomy places the organism in Eukaryota, Viridiplantae, Streptophyta, Magnoliopsida, Poales, Poaceae. Gene Ontology annotation, cellular component: membrane.
GCUCGCGUUGGCCGGGAGGCUCGACAAGGACCUCAACGUCUCGGGCAAGGUUACCUACAACGGCCACGGCAUGGAGGAGUUCGUGCCGGAGAGGACGGCCGCCUACAUAAGCCAGCACGACCUCCACAUAGGCGAGAUGACCGUCAGGGAGACGCUCGCCUUCUCCGCACGCUGCCAGGGUGUUGGCACUCGCUUUGAUAUGCUCACUGAGCUGUCAAGGCGAGAAAAGGCAGCAAAUAUCAAGCCUGAUGCUGAUAUCGAUGCGUUUAUGAAGGCGUCUUCAAUGGGGGGCUUAGAAGCCAAUGUGAAUACAGACUACAUACUCAAGAUAUUAGGACUAGAGAUGUGUGCAGACACCAUGGUAGGGGACGACGUGCUGAGGGGCAUCUCUGGCGGACAACGGAAGCGUGUUACAACUGGUGAGAUGCUGGUUGGGCCAGCCAAGGCGCUCUUCAUGGACGAGAUCUCCACUGGGCUUGAUAGCUCCACUACAUUCCAGAUUGUAAACUCGCUCAGGCAGUCUGUCCACAUACUCGGUGGCACUGCCCUCAUCUCCCUGCUGCAGCCAGCCCCUGAGACCUACAACUUGUUUGAUGACAUCCUCCUCCUCUCAGACGGACACGUCGUGUACCAGGGCCCUCGUGAGGACGUGCUUGAAUUCUUCGAAUCUGUCGGGUUCAAGUGUCCUGACAGAAAGGGUGUCGCUGACUUCUUGCAAGAGGUGACUUCGAGGAAAGAUCAAAAGCAAUAUUGGGCACGGGGUGACGAGUCCUACCAGUUCGUUCCGGUUAAGGACUUUGUGCAUGCAUUCCAGUCAUUCCACACUGGGAGAGCUAUAAGAAAGGAGCUCGCUGUUCCGUUUGACAAGAGCAAGAGCCAUCCAGCAGCGUUGACAACCACGAGGUAUGGUGUGAGUGGCACGGAGCUGCUAAAGGCAAACAUUGACAGGGAGAUCCUCCUCAUGAAGAGGAACUCUUUCGUCUACAUGUUUAGAAGCUUCCAGCUGAUCCUGGUGUCAUUUAUGGCAAUGACGCUCUUCUUCCGUACAAAGAUGAAGCGUGACUCCGUGGCCAAUGGGGGCAUCUACAUGGGGGCGCUCUUCUUUGGUGUGCUAAUGAUCAUGUUCAAUGGGUUCUCUGAGCUUGCACUUACUGUCUUUAAGCUACCUGUGUUCUUCAAGCAGAGGGACCUUCUUUUCUACCCAGCAUGGACCUACACAAUACCCUCGUGGAUCCUAAAGAUCCCAAUAACAUUUGUUGAGGUUGGCGGUUAUGUUUUCAUAACGUACUAUGUCAUCGGGUUUGACCCAAAUGUUGGCAGGUUUUUCAAGCAAUAUCUGCUUAUGUUGGCCAUGAAUCAGAUGGCCGCAUCACUCUUCCGAUUCAUUGGUGGGGUAGGGAGGAACAUGAUUGUUGCAAAUGUCUAUGCAUCAUUCAUGUUGCUAAUUUUUAUGGUAUUGGGCGGAUUCGUUCUAGUAAGAGAUAAAGUGAAGAAAUGGUGGAUUUGGGGUUACUGGAUAUCUCCACUAAUGUAUGCGCAGAAUGCCAUCUCAGUGAAUGAGUUCUUGGGUCACAGCUGGGACAAAAUCUUGAAUAGCGCUGCCUCAAACGAGACCCUUGGCGUGCAAGUCCUCAAGUCCCGUGGAGUGUUCACAGAAGCAAAGUGGUACUGGAUCGGUUUGGGCGCAAUGUUUGGAUUCACAUUAUUAUUCAACGCUCUCUUCACUCUUGCCCUUACAUACCUGAAGGCAUAUGGUAACUCCCGUUCUUCAGUAUCUGAAGAUGAGCUCAAGGAGAAGCAUGCCAACCUGAACGGUGAGGUUCUGGACAAUGAUCACUUGGAAUCACCUAGCACUCGUGGACCAACAGAAAUUGUUGAAGCGGAUUCUAGCCCCACACGUAGGGGAAUGGUCCUUCCAUUUCUCCCCCUUUCACUUGUGUUUGACAACAUCAGAUACUCUGUUGACAUGCCACCGGAAAUGAAAGCACAAGGCGUGUUAGAAGACCGUUUAGAACUCCUCAAAGGUGUUAGUGGAUCUUUCAGGCCAGGUGUGCUGACCGCGUUGAUGGGUGUCAGUGGCGCUGGCAAGACUACGCUGAUGGAUGUGCUGGCAGGGAGAAAGACAGGCGGGUACAUUGAAGGAAACAUCAGCAUUUCUGGAUAUCCAAAGAAACAACAGACCUUUGCGCGUGUAUCAGGAUACUGCGAACAGAACGAUAUCCACUCCCCUCAGGUGACAGUCUAUGAGUCUCUGCUUUUUUCAGCGUGGCUUCGUCUUCCCGAGGAUGUUGAUUCAAACAAAAGAAAGAUGUUCAUUGACGAGGUGAUGGAGCUUGUGGAGCUCAAGCCUCUGACAGACGCGUUGGUUGGUCUACCAGGAGUGAAUGGUCUGUCGACUGAGCAGAGGAAGAGGCUGACCAUUGCUGUGGAGCUAGUUGCUAAUCCUUCUAUCAUCUUCAUGGAUGAGCCAACCUCUGGACUUGAUGCCCGAGCAGCUGCUAUCGUGAUGAGGACAGUGAGAAACACGGUUGAUACUGGUAGAACUGUUGUAUGCACGAUUCAUCAGCCUAGCAUUGACAUAUUUGAAGCAUUUGAUGAGCUUUUCCUGAUGAAGCGAGGUGGAGAAGAGAUAUACGCUGGUCCGUUAGGACAUCAUUCUUCUGAGUUAAUCAAGUACUACGAGGGGAUUCAUGGAGUCAGCAAAAUUAAAGAUGGAUACAACCCUGCAACAUGGAUGCUGGAAGUGACAACGAUUGGCCAAGAACAGAUGCUAGGUGUUGAUUUCAGUGACAUAUACAGGAAAUCUGAACUCUACCAGAGGAACAAGGCUUUGAUAAAGGAACUAAGCCAACCUGAGCCAGGUUCAACUGACCUUUAUUUCCCUACCCAGUACUCACAGUCUUCGAUCACACAAUGUGUAGCUUGCCUGUGGAAGCAGAACCUGUCAUACUGGAGGAAUCCUCCCUACAAUGCUGUCAGGUUCCUCUUUACUACCGUUAUUGCUCUUAUCUUCGGAACCAUCUUCUGGGACCUUGGUGGCAAAAUGAGCCAGUCACAAGACUUGUUCAAUGCCAUGGGGUCCAUGUAUUCUGCAGUGCUGUUCAUUGGUAUCAUGAACUGUACUUCGGUUCAACCUGUGGUGGCCGUGGAGCGGACAGUCUUUUAUCGUGAAAGAGCAGCUGGCAUGUACUCCGCGUUUCCAUACGCAUUUGGCCAGGUUGUCAUUGAACUCCCAUACACACUUGUUCAGGCCACCGUAUAUGGAGUAAUUGUUUAUUCGAUGAUUGGGUUUGAGUGGACAGCACCCAAAUUCUUCUGGUACCUCUUCUUCAUGUAUUUCACACUGCUCUACUUCACAUUCUACGGCAUGAUGGCUGUUGGCCUGACACCGAACUACCACAUUGCAUCAAUCGUUUCGUCGGCAUUCUAUGCCAUCUGGAAUCUCUUCUCCGGAUUCAUCAUCCCCCGACCGAGAGUCCCAAUCUGGUGGAGAUGGUAUUGCUGGAUGCCCGGUCGCUUGGACACUGUACGGACUGGUUGUAUCUCAGUUCGGCGAUGUUGAUGCAGCAAUGGAUGAUGGCAUCCUCGUGAAAGAUUUUAUAGAGGACUACUUUGACUUCAAGUACAGUUGGUUGGGUUAUGUGGCCACGGUGGUCGUGGCAUUCGGGGUGCUAUUUGCCUUCUUG